CUGAGGCUGCUCCUUCCCCGCUCGGGGAGACAGUGAGGCGCAGGCGGCACAGGGAGCGGAACAAAAGGAGCUGAAUGUUGGUUCCACCGGGACUCGGUGCCCGCCGGUGCCACCACCAUGUGAUCCGUCUUCCCCCCGAGACUUCUCUGUCAGCCAAUCAGCAUGGAGACUGAGCAGCAAGCCACGCCCCCGCCGCCCUCCAGCAGCUCCAGCAGCCGCCCUCCUCCUCCUCCUCCUCCAGCUUCCUCCCUGCCCGGGUACAGCGCCACCCCAGAGCGGCAAACUGUGCAGGUGAUCCAGCAGCACCGGCCCCCCAGCACCGCGGCCCAGUACCUGCAGCAGAUGUAUGCGGCCCAGCAACAGCACCUCCUGCUCCACAGCGCCGCCCUGCAGCACCAACACAUACAGAGCCUGCAGCAGGUGGGUCUGGCUACCGGCCGGCCGGGAAGUGCCCCCGCAGCGACUGUCCCCCAGCAGAGCUCCCCCCACUCCCCAGGGAUUAACUCCCCGCAGAGCAUCAGCCGCCCACAGAGCUCCACCCCUGCCCCGCCCUCAGCUAUUACCCAGCAGGCCGUGCUUCUGGGCAGCGCCACCUCCCCUGCUUUAUCUGCCAGUCAGGCCCAGAUGUAUCUCCGAGCCCAGAUGCUCAUUUUCACUCCCACAGCGACAGUGACCAGUGUGCAGUCUGAGGUUAGUGCCGGGGCCCCGCCUCCUGCCGGCAGCACUCAGGUUCCCAGUGUGGCGGUGCGAGCGCAGCACAGCGGCCUGAGCCCCCAGUCCCACUUGCCCAGUUUGGCUAGAAAGCCGGCCAGUAGCACCCUGAGCGCCCAGCCAGUGGCCAACGCCGCCCAAACCAAAGCCACCGGGCACCUUCUCCUUCCCAGCAUUCCCGGGGCCCACCUUGAGCCCCCCGACAGGAAGGGCGAGAGUCGGGCAGCUGAUGGCCGAGGGGCAACUUCAUGCCGGACUGUGGCCCCAGUCACGGCCCAUUCCAUUAUUGCUCCAGCUCACACCCACCCGCUGAUCCAGCAGAACCACAAGCAGAUCCAACAGCACCAGUUUGUCAUCCAGCCCCGCGCGGCCCUGCCCCUCCCCCAGCUGGGGGCCCCCCUGCAGCCCUUUACCCAUCAGCCCCAGCUGUGCCAGAGCCUCACCUCCCCCCCCGUCACAUCCCAGGCACAGCUGGGGCCCCCCUCGACUUGUGCCCCCCAGCUCCACUCAGCUCCCGGGGGCCCCCCCAAGAUCAGCCCCGAGGGGCAGGAACGGAGACUCCUCCCACACAGCUCCACCGUCAUCCUGCAGCUCCACAGCCCCCCCGGAACUACACCGACACCCCAGGACGUCUCCCACAAACGCACCUUUACCCCCCUGGGAAAUAGCCCCUGCCUGUUACACCUACACCCACCAACUGCCCCCCUGGCACAGGAGUCGGCACCCGGGGGGGCAUCCGUCACUGAGACGUCAGACCUCUGCCAAUGCCAACCUGAUGACCCCAGACCCCCGGCCCUGCCGGACCCCACAAUUCCCUCUGCGUUGGACAUGACCUCAGGGAACGGCUCCGCCCCCGUGCCCACGGUCGCCACUGGCAACAGCGCCCAGAAUGGUGAGAACAAACCCCCCCAAGCUGUCGUCAGACCCCAAAUCCUCACUCACGUCAUCGAAGGAUUCGUAAUCCAGGAGGGGGCGCAACCCUUCCCGGUCGGUCGCUCCUCUCUGCUCAUUGGUGCCCACGAGAGGUACCCGCAGGGUCUGUUGGCAGAGAAGGUUCCUCAGCAGGACAGUAACACCACAACCACCACUACUGACUCCGAGAUGGAGGAGACCUUUGUACCAGGCUUUCCAGAUUCUAAAGGAGAUGGGGAUCCCCCUAAACUGAAGUGUGAGCUCUGCGGUCGAGUGGACUUUGAGUACAAAUUUAAGCGCUCCAAGCGGUUCUGCUCUAUGGCAUGCGCAAAAAGGUACAACGUGGGCUGCACCAAGCGCGUGGGGCUCUUCCACCCAGACCGCAGCAAGUUACAGAAACCUACGGGGGCCAAACACGCCCGCAGGAGAGCGCAGAAGGGCCCCCUGCAGAGUGUCAGUACUGACCCCAAGAAACAGGUACCUGCAUCUGCCCCCCCUAUUGCCCCCGGGCCUGUCCCCGCCCCCUCGGCCCUAAAGCACAGUAACAGCCAAGAAGACUCCAGCCGCUGCUCGGACAAUUCCAGCUACGAGGAGCCCCUGUCCCCCCUCUCCGCAAGCUCCUCCCUCUCGCGGCCCCGACCGGAGCGCAACCUGGAAGCUCCGCCCCCCCUCCACAGCAGGGACCACAUCGCGUUGAACCAGGACUUCCUGCCCAGCAACCCGACCAAGUGGAACGUGGAGGACGUGUACGAGUUCAUCCGCUCCCUCCCAGGGUGCCAGGACAUCUCGGAAGAGUUCCGUGCCCAGGAAAUUGAUGGGCAGGCCCUGCUCCUGCUGAAGGAGGAUCAUCUCAUGAGCGCCAUGAACAUUAAGUUAGGCCCCGCCCUAAAGCUCUAUGCUAGGAUCAGCAUGCUGAAGGACUCCUAGGGGGCGGCGCCCUUCCUUGGGCCAAUGGAAAUGGGCCAGUCGGGCACCAAGCAUUAGCAAUAGACAGACGCUGGCAGAUCUGGGACAGGCUCCACCCACAGAUGCAAUACUUGUUGUGCCCCUUGGCAGGACCCGCCCACCUUCUCCUGGGACUUCUACCUUGGGAUCCUCAGGGGCGGGACCGAGCCAAUAGGAACUCUGGGAUUCGCUCCUCCCACCAAACCUCUCACUUUGUAUUUUCAAUGAAAAUGUCUUUAUUUUGAGAAAAGCUCUUUUUGCAGAAUUCCUGUCACAUUUCUAUGUGGUUCUGAUCCCGGCCCACUUGCUCCAAAAUUCAGUUUUUUUAACAGUUUGCAGAAUAAACGGAAUAAAACUUCCUGCGGUGCAUUGGUA
Xenopus tropicalis (tropical clawed frog) is the source of this 2943-nucleotide messenger RNA. It is a transcript of the gene phc2, whose product is annotated as polyhomeotic homolog 2. Bases 163 to 2550 code for a protein of 795 amino acids. The record is from RefSeq and is a predicted model, not a curated record. Gene Ontology annotation, molecular function: zinc ion binding. The transcript is spliced from 15 exons. NCBI's taxonomy places the organism in Eukaryota, Metazoa, Chordata, Amphibia, Anura, Pipidae. Gene Ontology annotation, cellular component: nucleus.